This is a messenger RNA of Amphimedon queenslandica, 1118 nucleotides long. RefSeq lists its product as uncharacterized. The transcript has a single exon. NCBI's taxonomy places the organism in Eukaryota, Metazoa, Porifera, Demospongiae, Haplosclerida, Niphatidae. Gene Ontology annotation, cellular component: plasma membrane; late endosome membrane; lysosomal membrane. Gene Ontology annotation, biological process: establishment of protein localization to organelle. Bases 113 to 973 code for a protein of 286 amino acids. The record is from RefSeq and is a predicted model, not a curated record.
CACGAACUUUAAGUUUCCCCAUUGUGUUAGGAAUGAGACUCUCUCCCUUUUCUCUCCAACGACUACACGUGCUCUGUGGUCAGACUGCGCAUGCGCAGGAAAAGAAUUAAAAAUGGCCGCCGGGAAGAAAGGAGUUGCUCUGUUGUUUCUCUUCUCUUGUCUCGCUCUUGCUGUCUCCGCUUGCAAUACUGGCGGGGAUAUAUGCUUCGACUACGUCGAAGAGACCAAUAACAAGAACCAGUCGUGUCUUUUCCUUGAUGCGGAGAUCACAAUCUUCGUGGCUUAUAAUAACUCAGAGGGAAAACUACGAAACGCUUCUUUGCCGGUCAACUGCUCUACCGUCAAUGUCAGUGACAGUGAAAGCUUUUGUAACAAGCCCUACACUAACAACAAUAAGAAUAUGAGGCUAACGCGUAUGAAAGCUUACUGGGGCACGGUAGAUGAGGAGGAGGAAUCUGCUCCAUUUGCUCUCAUAGUUGAAGCUAUUGAUCUCAAUGAACACAAACAAUGGAACAUUAGUUUGAUUGCAGUGUCGCUAAAUGUCAGCCAUGUCCCGAACUACAACGCUAGCAGUUUCACUGGCAAUGAGACUGGUAUUAUCAGUGGUUAUUACACAGGAGAUGAUAAGAAUCAUGAGCUAUUUGGCACUGUUGAUUAUAAUAAGUUCUACUAUUGCGACGGUCAACAAACUUACUCUUUAACCAUGAACAAAUCAUCUAACCUCCAUGCUUCGCAUUUCGCUCUCAGCCUCAGUAUCAAGAAGCUGAGGGUACAGGCUUACGGAAGCAGUAACAGCUUCAGCGACAAGUGUUCUCACUGCUAUCAAGAUAGCACUGGUAAGGCUUUUAUACCGAUUGUGGUCGGAUCUGUCAUUGGUGGACUGGUACUGGUGGUUCUUGUGUCUUACAUUGUGGGACGGUUUAGAAACCAUUAUAAGAAGUCGUCAAGCACUGGGUACGAGAAACUCCAGUAACAAUAAUAUGAUAUUAUAUGCCAAAUUUAUCAUGAUUACUAUUAUUACUAUUAUGAGUCUUGCUAUACCGUAAUGUUAUUAUUAUUAUCAUUAUUGCUGUUGUUCUUUUGCUCAAGCUUUUUGAAAGAUAAUUUUAUCAAAAUUA